AUGACUCACCAUGAUAUACAACAUGAGUUGAUCAAAUGUUGUGCUCGGGAGACUACUAAACUACUCAUUGAAGAACUUGAUGGUGGUAAUUUUGCAAUACUUGCAGAUGAGUCUAGUGAUGUAUAUCAGAAUGAGCAGUUGGCUGUUUGCUUGCCCUAUGUUGAUAAGAAAGGAAGGGCAGUUGUAAGAUUACUUGGUCUUGCUCAUGUUGAAGACACUACCUCUUUGACACUUAAAGCUGCAAUUCAACACAUGCUUAUGGAGUACAACUUGACAUUUGCCAUGGCCCGUGGGCAAGGAUAUGACGGAGCUAGCAACAUGAAAGGUAAUGCCAAUGGUCUGAAAAAACUAAUUAUGGAUGAGUCUCCUUCAGCCUAUUAUGUGCACUGCUUUUCCCACCAACUGCAGCUAACUCUUGUAGCUGUUGCUAAGGAGAGUGGAGAUUGUACUCGGUUACUUCAGCAGCUUGCACACUUGUUAACUGCUCUUGGCAUGUCUUGCAAAAAGAUGAGGAUGCUUCGGAUUGCUCAAGCCGAGGAACUGAUUGAUGCAUUGGAUUUGGAAGAAGUACAAACAGGGACUGGGCAAAAUCAGGAAAUGGGUUUGGGAAGGCCAUGUGAUACACGGUGGGGCUCUCACUUCAGGAUAGUGAACCGUGUCCUCUCUCUAUAUGCUGCAAUAAAGCGAGUCCUAAAGAAGAUUGGAAAAGAGUACCAUGGUGCGGAGGCUCAAGCAGCUCUAUCAGUUGAGACAUCAAUUUUGUCAUUUGAGUUUGUUUUCAUGGCACACUUGUUGCAAGAAAUAUUUGGAUACACAGAUGACUUGAGCAGAGCUUUGCAAACAAAAGACCAAGAUAUUGUUGAUGCUAUUGAGCUACUUGAUAAUACAAAGUAUCACUUGGAGGGCUUGAGGCAACUUUCAGAACUAAAUGGUAGAUUUGAUGAGGUAAACACAGAACUACUUACUUGCAUGGCAGCAUUCUCUCCAGUUCGCUCAUUUGCUGCUUAUGAUCAAAAUAAGUUGCUGAAGCUUGCUUCACAGUUUUAUGCUACUGAUUUUGCAAUUGAUGAAUUGGCAAGACUUCCAUGGCAACUAGACAUGUAUAUUACUCAUGUGCGCAGAGAUGAAAGGUUUAAAAACUUGAAGAAUAUAGUUGAGCUUUCAGUUAUGCUUGUGGAGACAAAUAUUCAUGCACAGUAUUUUAUUGUUUACAAGCUUCUGAAGUUGGUACUGAUUUUGCCAGUAGCUACUGCCAGUGUUGAAAGGGUAUUCUCCUCCAUGAAUUUUGUGAAGAAUAAGCUAAGAAACAAAAAUGAGUGA
Molecule: messenger RNA, 1320 nt
Organism: Lolium perenne
Lineage: Eukaryota; Viridiplantae; Streptophyta; Magnoliopsida; Poales; Poaceae
Source: RefSeq, a predicted model, not a curated record